AUGAAAAGUAUCGAAAAGAUAUCGAAAAGUAUCGAAAAGAUAUCGAAAAGUAUCGAAAAGAUAUCGAAAAGUAUCGAAAAGUAUCGAAAAGAUAUCGAAAAGUAUCGAAAAGAUCGAAGAAAAGAUAUCGAAAAGUAUCGUUAUAUCGAUAAGUAUCGAUAUAUCGAAAAGUAUCGAUAUAUCGAUAAAUAUCGAAAAGUACCGAAAAGAUAUCCAAAAGUACCGAAAAGAUAUCGAAAAGUACCGAAAAGGUAUCGAAAAGUACCGAAAAUAUAUCGAAAAGUAUCGAAAAGAUAUCGAAAAGUAUCGAAAAGAUAUCGAAAAGUAUCGAAAAGAUAUCGAAAAGUAUCGAGAAGAUAUCAAAAAUACCGAAAAGAUAUCGAAAAGUACCGAAAAGAUAUCGAAAAGUACCGAAAAGAUAUCGAAAAGUACCGAAAAGAUAUCAAAAAGUACCGAAAAGAUAUCGAAAAGUACCGAAAAGAUAUCGAAAAGUACCGAAAAGAUUUCGAAAAGUACCGAAAAGAUAUCGAAAAGUACCGAAAAGAUAUCGAAAAGUACCGAAAAGAUAUCGAAAAGUACCGAAAAGAUAUCGAAAAGUACCGAAAAGAUAUCGAAAAGUACCGAAAAGAUAUCGAAAAGUACCGAAAAGAUAUCGACAAGUACCGAAAAGAUAUCGAAAAGUACCGAAAAGAUAUCGAAAAGUAUCGAAAAGAUAUCGAAAAGUAUCGUUAA
Molecule: messenger RNA, 732 nt
Organism: Schistocerca nitens (vagrant locust)
Lineage: Eukaryota; Metazoa; Arthropoda; Insecta; Orthoptera; Acrididae
Product: histone-lysine N-methyltransferase, H3 lysine-79 specific-like
Exons: 3
Coding region: 1-732 (243 amino acids)
Cellular component (GO): cytoskeleton
Source: RefSeq, a predicted model, not a curated record